Molecule: messenger RNA, 1311 nt
Organism: Funneliformis geosporum
Lineage: Eukaryota; Fungi; Glomeromycota; Glomeromycetes; Glomerales; Glomeraceae
Source: the annotation of a GenBank genome assembly
AUGAUUCAAGAGUUGAAAUUGAAUCAUGGCUUAUUCUUGGAUGGACAUAGCAUAAUACCAAGUAAACAAGCAAUUUUUGCGGAACAUGGUGAAUUGUGUAUAAGUUUAUAUAAAGAACAACCAAUUGUAUACACACCAAUGAAUCUGCUCAGCAACAAUUUUGAUAAGGAUAAUUUUAAUAACGAUUUACAAUCAUAUGAUGCAUGUGUUAAUUUCCCAGUUGCUGAAAUCAUCUAUAAAGGCGAUCUUUUGGAAUCCUUCUUGGAACAUGACGAAAAACUCCAUGAAUUAUACGGUCAUGUUUUUGCUAGAAAAGUUUUACUCGGUGGAAAAUUAUUUAUCAAAGAAUUUAAUUCUAUCACUCAAAAACAAGUUGAUAUUUUUAAAUUUCUUUUGUUAUCUGCAUAUAAUUUCGCUAAAUUUAACACACUCGCUCCACUUAACAAAUUUUCGGUUUCACGGUUUUUACCAAAAGUAGAAACUUUAAACGGGAAAAUGUUGGAUACUCCUGAAAAAUUGUUCGAUUGGAUUAGUAAUUUAUAUCAAAAGGAUAUGUUUGAUAUCAUUUCCUAUAAUGAUCUCAUACCCGUUUCUCAAUUAAGAUCCAAUUCAAGAUCAGAAGAUAAUUUUAAAGCACUAUUAGAGAAACAACCUAGAGUUGUUAACUUUAAGGAGAAAUUAAGUUUGGAAGAUUGGGUUGGAAAUGCAAAUUAUGUUAAUUUAAUUGCGGCGAAAUUUGUCCAAUUACCAAAUAUCGAGUCAAGAAAUAGAUGUUACUUGGAAGUAAUCAGGCCAACAACAAAUGUGGAAGAACGUUUAAUUAACAAUAACAUCUUCUCAAUUAAGGAUUUAAAACCUUUUCCCUUUGUUAAUGACAUUGAGUCUGAUAAUCCAAGUAAUUGUGAUUAUGAUUUUCUCGUCAAAUUUGAACAAUAUGAAAUUGUAAUGAAUCAGGAUCAUAUAACACCUUCAGCAUUUGAACAAGCCAUAAACGAAGCGUUGAAAAAUGUGAAUCCAUUCAACGCUUUACAAAGUGUAUUUGAUGAAUUUGGUCACUGGUUUCCUCAAAAAAUCAUUUUGGGAAGAUGUUUUAAAAGGAAAAUACCGAAUCCUGAUUUUGAUAAAAUUGAUUUAGAAUCACCUAAAUUCGAAAAUUUGAAACCAUACUUGGAUAAUUUAAAUCUUUCAUACCUUCUAACAGGACAAGGAAACAUUAUUCAAAAUAAUGAAUUAUCUGAUUUGAUGCGAAAUUUAAAUUCACAACUACUGGUUUUACAGCCAGGAGCCUCCUCCUUUUUCCGUGGUUUAUGA